AUGGUCCGAAUAACCAAGUCCAUGCAGACGAAGCACACUGAGUCUUUGUCACCGUGGAUCAAGGACUUCCGCACAGAGGCUACUUCCAUUUCCUUACUCCUCCUGCCACAACAUCUCUCGACCUUCCCAACAAGAUGGCCAUUCCCGAGAGGCGACCUGUAUCAUUGGAUUCCGCUUCUCAAUAGAUUCGACGAGAUUCUCGAAAAGUUCUGCAAGACAUAUAAGCUCGAUGAAGCACCUCAAAUUGUCGACUUUGCAUGCACCCUGCUCGAGUCUGACGUUGGAGACGCAUCGGAGCAAUCGAAGCAUGGCCGCAGUACCGAGCAGCUGGGAUUCUCGCAAGAGGGAGACAGAGAGCUGGUUGAGUCGAUAUUGGACUUUUCAAGAAUGUUGCUGCAGAAUUGUGGUAAUCGUAGUAUCUACGCCAGCAGCUCACAUCUGAACAACCUCCUCAACUCCACCUCAUUAACCCUUCUCGAGAGCACGCUCCGUCUAGGAUCCGAAUUGGCACAGAGAUAUCAGGCUGCGUUGAAGCGCAUGAACAUCCCUGUCCGACAUGUGAGCAAUGCCAUCUUGACAAACCAUUACAACAUCGAUUUGGAUAGGGUUCUCCAGCUGGCUAUGCCUUUCUCAAAGACUGUCACAACAUCUGUUGAAGCUACGCAACCAACUACACCAGCCACUCCGAGUGCCAAGGGGAAGGAAAAGACAUAUUUCAACAUCCCUUCAUCUGCUCAAAAGGGUCCCGCAGCAACCGUAUACGCCAAUGACCUCGUUUCAAUCGUCAAGGGUGGAAGCGGCGUUAGUAGCAGCCCUAAGAGCAUUCGUAGUGCGACUGAUGCCGGCGCUUCUGUUCCAGAGGGCAAUUGGGAUGAGUGGGCAGAUGUCAAGGUUACACAUUAUCCAAAGCCUACUGCUGAAGUCGACUCUGUUAGCAAUCAACCUCGCACCCCAAGUACUCCAUCUCCAGCACUCCCCAUCACUCCCACCCCGGUUCGUCGAUCAUCCAACCUGGGACCUAACGGUCAGCGUACAAACAGACAAACAACCUCGGAUGAGUCUCCACCGACAUUACCCCGUUCUUCAACUUUCCCUUCCGAUGAUACCCCACGUCCUAAUUUCAAAGUAAUCGAGAUCUCGUCAUCCAAGCUCAAGUCUACAGGCAUUCAUACGCUUUUGCGGGAGAACAUAUCCGGCUUGCCACAAGAGUUGCAAUACGAGCUUCUCUCAAAGCUCCGCGUAGCAGAUGCCCUGACAACAUCGCUGGACACUAGGCGGCAGCUUUUAGCAGUUCGAUUGUUGGCUGUCACGAACUUGGCGUACAUCCACGCGGAAACAGCCUUCCAAGAUACCGUCUUAAAGCAAGACAGUGAUGAGCCUCGUCGAUUGCAACUUACGUAUCAACUUGCAGAGUUAGUUCAUCCAGCACCAGAAGGAGACAUUGCCGUCCCCAGGCCACUACAAACCCUGGCGUUUCGCGCAUUGGACGCAUUAGCUGGCCAUCAGAGCAAGUUCUCAGAUGUUUGCGCUGCUCUAAAUACCAAUGUCAACCAUGGUGUGCUCCUUUACGUGGUUAGAAAAGCUGUUGCUGAGAUCAACGGAAACGACGAUGGAAAUCAGCUCACCGAGGAAGAUCAGUGGCGUGAGGCUCUGUUCUCUUUGAUCUCGAACCUUGCCGCCAACCCUCGAACCGGCGGUGAUUUGGUCACAGCUGGUAUGAUGCCUAUCGUGGUCGAGGUCCUCACUAUGCGCACCAACAUUGCUGAGCGUUAUCAUCCCAGCGUUUUGUCCUUCCUGGAUACCGUCCUUUACAGUACCCGCGACGCAUACCAAACUCUUGUCAGCGCAGAAGGCCUUGAUGCCGUUUCCGAUCUGAUCGUCUUCGAAGUGAAGACAGCAUCAGAGAAUGCUGCGUCUGGAAAUGGCAUCCGUGAUGAAUAUCGCUCAGCAGCCGUCGACUAUCAGAUUCCAUAUUUCCAACAGCAAACUCUAAAGUGGCUCUUCAAGUUUAUUCAUCACAUGAUGUCCAGUGCUGGAGGAUUUGGUGGCAAUUUCGACAGAUUGUUGCGAAAUCUGAUUGAUUCUUCUCAACUGCUGAGCGGUCUGCGUCAGAUCAUUUCAAACGGGCCAUGCUUUGGCUCGGUUGUUUGGACCAACGCAGUCAGCAUCCUCAACGAUUUCAUCAAUAAUGAGCCCACGAGUUUUGCUGUUAUCGCGGAAGCUGGUCUUAGCAGAGCCCUCCUUGAAGCGGUUACCCAAACACCCAUCGUCAUGCCUCCUGAACCCAAGAAGGAUGAGAAAUCAGACACCCCGGACGCCCCCGCAUCGGUCGAAGGUAGUUCUCCUUUGGCCCCAUCUGAUGACGAUGACAGUGACGAUGAGAGCGCUCCUAUUGUCACUCGUCCUCUGUCCUCGGUACUUCAAGGUCCUCGCGAUGGGCCACUAGCUCGGGGUAUUAUGCCAACAUCAGAUACUAUCAACAUCAUUCCUCAAGCAUUUGGUGCAAUCUGCCUCAACCACAACGGUAUGAAGAUGUUUCAAGUCUCAAAGGCCUUGGAAAGCUUCUUCGAAAUUUUCGAGAGCCCCGAGCAUGUCAAGGUCAUGGAUGCCAACAAGGAUCUGCCACAGAAUCUUGGAGGAACUUUCGACGAGCUAGUCCGACAUCAUCCACCGUUGAAGACUGCGAUCAUGAACUCUAUCCUGCACAUGGUUGCUCGCGUUGGAUACCUGUGCAAGACCAAGGCUGAAGAGAACAAGAUUGGCGCCAAGUUGUGGACAACUGAUGCUCUUGGAAACACUGUUAUUGCCGAUGAACAACUCAAUGUCCACUCUGAGCACAGAUCUUCAAAAGGCAAAGGCAAGGCGGUUGAUGGUGGUACCGAUGUAGAGAUGAGAGAUGCUGAUUCUAUGUCCGUGAAUGUGGUUGCUGCACAGCCACUCGGCAAGAAUGCCUCGAUGACACCUUACAUCUCUGCUGUUGCGACAUUCUUAUCUGCAAUGCUCGGAAACUCGUCUGUUCGAUCCGACUUCAGCUCCAAAGGUGGCAUUGAGUAUGUGCUUGAUUUAGCAGACUCGCCAUGUCUUGCAUAUGACUUCGGUGAUGGAGCAGCCAGUCGAACAAUCCAUCAAGUGGUUGCUAUCCUAGCAGAAACAAAGCCGCAUCUUACCAUGCCGUCCCUGCUUAAGAGAGCACAAUCCGCGGCAGACAUCCUUGAACCAUUCUCUAGCUACACAGGAGAGGGGUUGUUCUUCGCUCCCUUUGUCAACCAAGAUUCCCGACAAUCAGCUGAUGUGGAGCUGCUGGCAAAAGGCACAGACUUCGCCAAAGCCUUGGUCAAUAUUCAUUCCUUGGUCACAAAUAUUAAUUCUUACUUCCAGAGCGCUGCUUUUAAUCACAGAAGUAACAGCACAAGCUUCGGCCAAGUCAAUGUUGCCGACUACUACAUCCGUCUUGUCCAAUGCCUUGGUCCCUUACUCGGCGCUUCUCUUAGAGAGGAGGCUCGACUUGUAACAAAGGUUCCUGACAAUUGGAAGAACCACAGACGCAUGAAGGAUUCCGGGUUUGGCGAGCCUCCUAUCAUCGAGAACACCGUGAGUGCUGAGCCAUCAACGCCGGUCAAUGAGCAGUCAGGCAGUGAAGCCCAGGCUGUUCCCUCACCACUGGAUGCUCCGAACGGCGAUGCUUCAGUAGGGAAGAUCAGCACCGGCUCUCCAUCGACGGAUGCAAAGCGAGCCUUGACCAAGACCGAGCAGGAAAGCCCCCUUUUCAAGAACUAUCAGACAAUCGGAUAUCUCCUGAACAAGAUGCCACGAACUAUCUCUCCUUUCUUUCAGAUACUUGGCAAGGCAUUAGUAAUGAAGCGCAACCCAGAUACUUUCCAGAAGCAAGGCUACGCCGCCAUUGCCGACGCGUUGGCUGAGACUGUAAUCGGCCAGCUCACGCCUGCCGGAAAGGAAUCCUCGUCUGAAAAUUACAAUUAUUGGAUGGGUAUGAUUAACGUCAUCAAGGAUGUGUUGAUCGAUGGAUCUCGUUCCAACGACCGCGCUGUACAAACGAUUACGCUGGUUUUGCAAGCCUUCAAGGAUCGUGGUGGAUUCGACACUCUCAACCGCAUCCUGGAGUCCUUCACAUCUGAGAUUUGCUCUAACCCCUCCAAUCAUUUACUUCAACCACCAAAGACGGAAAGCAAUAGAGAGGAGGAGCUCAGAUUGUCUCUGGCAACAAGAGGCGCUGUGGAUAUCCUUACACUUUACAGUCGACUCGCCAAUGGGAAGAACGUGACUGAAGCCAUGCAAACACUGGCCCUGGUGGCCAGAUCAGAGAGAGAUCGGACCCGGGUAGACUAUUUCUCUGCACCCCAGUUCCUCGUGGAAUUGAGGAUGGCCAUCCUUCCAACCAUCCGGCGAUUAUGGGGCUCUGACCUUAUUGAGAAGGGUUCCAGUUCCAUCUCUGAGAAACUCAUCGAAGUAAUUCGCACCAUCGCUGCUGCUGACUUUGAAGCAAGCGCGGUCAAACGAUCCGACAAAACCCCCGUUACAGCUGUGAAAGGCCCUCGCAAGCCUUUCAAAUUCAAUCGCGAGUACCAAACAGCAGUCACGAGUCAUAAUUUUGAGGUCGAACUUGCGAACGAGGCCCUUUACCGCUGCAACAAUCAGGUAGCAUUGGCUAUCGAGUAUUGUCGAGAUGUCCUCGAGGGAAACAAUGGCCGAAAUCCGGUUCCAGAAGGAGACGUUGCCCCGUCUCCAGAUGCGACCACGUCUUCUCGUCCACGUACUGGGGCCUCCACUGGAACAGCAACCCCCGAUGACCAUUCCAUGACAGGAGGUCCCACCGUUUCUAACAUCAUCAAUGCUUUGACCAGAGAGCCUGCACCUCCGUCUGCGACAGCUGGCGAGACCGUCCCUCCAAACUUCGAUCAAUUAUUGGCAAGACUCGAGAGCAGAAAUAGUGAAGCCUCAGAGCCUGCGUCAGGAUUGCCUCUUGCUAGCUCAUCUUCUGGGCCACAUCCUUCACCGCCAACCGAAGAACCCACUCGUCCUCAGAUCACCGUUGAUGAUUUGAACGAGGAACGAGACACUAUCCGUGAUAAUCUGAUCGACAAAUGCCUUGAUGUCAUCAACGCUCACGGCGAGGUUACUUUUGAGGUGUCUGACCUGAUCACCACGGUGGUUAACAAGUCUACUGACCCUACAGCACAGCGCAACGUGGUCGGUUCGACGUUGGUCGUUGCUCUCAUGUCGUUCGCUGGGGAAGAUGAUCUUCGACCCUGUGGCAAGAAGAUCGCUGCUUAUGCUCACCUGCUGGCACUGAUGCUUCGCGACAAGAUGUUCUAUGCGGCUGCCGUUCCGGAACUAAAGGACAACCUCAGCACCUUGUUAAGCUUUGUCAAGUUGUCUCCGAGUCAUUCCGCAGAAGAUCCAUCGCCCUGGAUUGCACACAUCCUUCUGAUUGUCGAGAUGCUUCUUAGCGAAGAUGCGAGACCACGAAAGACUAGAUGGACGCCACCAAAGGACGAGGCUGAUACCGCCGAACCCCCAGUUCUGGAUCCCUUUGAGCCCUCGGUAUCGCAAGAGGAGCGAACUCAGCUUCUUGAUGCAAUCCUUGCAAUCCUGCCCAAGAUCGGCAAGGAUGAAUCCCUGGCUCUUGCCGUUCUGCGCAUCUUGGUCAUCCUAACACGCAACCGAUCGGUUGCACAAGCCGUCGGCGAGAAGAAGUAUAUCCAGCGACUAUUCUUAAUGGCAAAGCAACUUGCCGGCGCAAGUUCAGUCCGACUCCAAAGCCCUCUGAUGCUGAUCUUACGACACAUCAUUGAGGAUGACGAAACAGUCAAGCAGAUCAUGCGGGCAGACAUCAAGUCUUACCUCGAGACUACGCGUACUCAGCGAGUCAUUGAUGAGAAGACCUAUCUUCGUGGGCUCUCGCACACCGCUUUGCGCAACCCCGAACUCUUCGUAGAAGUCACCAACGAGAUGGUCAAGUUCAACCGUUGGUCAUACACACCAUCAGACGCUCCGAGCCGACAUCACUCCUUGGUGCUGAAGGAGAAGGCGCCUGAGUUAACGAGCAAGACUACAGAGGAUGCAGUUUCACCAACCGUGCAAGCCACGGAAGACUUGUCGAUUCAAGAUAUCAAGCCGAGCACAGAAGCUGCCGACAGCGAGAUGCCCGACGCUCCUAAGCCCGCACAUGAGCACAAGUUGCCAGUUCUUGAGAACCCCGACGGAGUGAUCCAUUUCCUGCUGUGUGAGCUUCUCAACUACAGAGAUGUGGAAGACAAAGAGGCCGUUGCGGCACCAGUUAGCACAGAGAAUAACGGUUCAACAAGCAAUGGUGACAUCCCAAUGGCUGGCACUUCAUCGCCCUCAGACGCAGGCACUCCGAAGGACACCAAGAAUUCUAAACCUCCCGCCAAGCAAGAUUUCAAGGCCGAAGAACAUCCAAUCUACAUCUACCGAUGUUUCAUUCUCCAGUGCCUUACGGAGCUCCUCUCAUCUUACAAUCGCACAAAGAUUGAAUUUAUCAACUUCAAGCGCAGUGCUCCUCCUCAAGCCAUGACUCCAUCCAAGCCUAGAUCAGCCGUGGUCAACUACCUUCUGUUUGAUCUCAUUCCAAUUGGCACCUUGGAUCAUGUUGAGACGACCUCUUUGCGAAAGAAGCUUGUCACUUCAUCUUGGGCUGACUCAGUUCUGACGGCACUGUUGACCAAGACUGGGGAGCAACCUAUCGACAAGAACCACGAGCCUUAUGACAGCGAGAACGAGCUAGAUCUUCUUUACGUGCGCCGUUUUGUCUUGGACCAUAUCCUCAAGGCCUACAAGGAAGCAAGUUCGUCCACAGAACCACUUGACGUGAAGUAUGCUCGCAUGCUCGCUCUCGCUGACCUCAUGAACCAUAUCAUGACCGGCAAGGAGAAUGUGGGCGUGUCGGACCCUGCCGUGGCAUCGAUGUCUCAGAAGCAGCUCCGUCGAAUCAUGUUCGAGAAGGGCUACGUCAAUGCGCUUACGGCGUCCAUUGCUGAUAUCGACCUCAACUUCCCUAACGCCAAGCGUGCGGUUAAGUACAUCCUGCGGCCUCUCAAGACCCUUACAACAACCGCGGUCCAACUCAGCGAUUUGUCUCUCAUUUCUGCCACCCCUGGCCAGAAUGAUGAGGAUGAGAUUGAAUCCGCAACUUCAGUCUCCGAGCAUGAGGACGAGCGCGAGGAAACCCCAGAUCUCUUCCGCAACUCAACACUGGGCAUGUUCGAGCCCGGGCGUGAGGAAGAUUCGUCGUCAGAGUCUGAUGAUGAUGACGAGGAGAUGUACGAAGGCGAAUAUGAUGACGAGAUGGACUACGAGGAAGAUGGCCCAGAAGAUGAUGAAGACAACAUCAGCGAUGAGGAUGAAGAAAUCGAGGGUAUGGGUCCAAUCGAAGGUCUCUCCGGCGAUCAUGGAGUCGAUGUCGAAGUUAUCAUGGAAGACGAUGACGAUGAAGACGACGAAGACGGCUCAAGUGGAGAUGACGAUGAUAGCGACGAGCACGAUUCAGAAGAUGAUGAUGCUCGCGUCGAAAUCAUCGAUGAAGCCGGAAACGUCCAGCAACUCGCAGAGGAAGACGACAUGGGCGAGUGGGAGAGUGACGAUGAAGAGGAUGAGGGCGAAGAAGAGGACUACGAAGGCCAAGCUGCGGAUCAAGAAGAGGAGCAGAUGCAUGCCAUUGCAGGAAUGGGUGGUAUGGAAGGUCCUAUUCGACAUCUCGUUCGUGCUCUCCAAGGCGGUGAUGAAGAGGAUGCCGCAGAAAUCAUGGAGCACAUGGAAGCCGAAGCUAUUGAGCGUGAGGCCGAGGACGAUGGCCAAUUAGUUGGCGGCGAGUACGAGGAGAAUGAUGAAGACGACGAUGAAGAAGACGAGGAUGAUAUGGAUGAGGAAGAGAUGAUGUUUGACCAAUUUCCAAUUGAUGGUCCCGGUGCCGUGUCAUUUGGUGGUGGAUGGCAGGAUGAUGUUGAGCCGCCAGUCAUUGUUCAUCGUCGGCCUCGUGGAGGGUUCUCGCCUUUCCCAUUGUUUCCUGGCGGUCCUCGCGACCCGCUGGGUGGUACGUUACCCCUUUCACAAAAUCGUUCCAGAAUAUCAUCAAGUACUCGAGAAAUAGUCGAGUUUUUCGACAACAUAGCAAGAAGAUUAGAUGAUAACCGCCUCCGACUAUUUGCACAGCCAAGAGACAGAACUGAUCCGAAUACAGCACCCGACUACCGCUCUUCCUACCGCUCCCAUCGCCCAGGCGCGGCAGCGUCUCGAUCCGGCGACGACGGAAUCAACCCUCUACUGCAACGUCAUGGUGCUAGUGGACCCGGCCGAGAUGGCUCCAAUCGACUUCCCACAAUGGGUAAUUGGAUCCAAGCUAUGGGUGGGCCAGGUGCUGAGAUUUUAGACAUUGGUUUUAGUGGACGACCAUUUGGUGAGGGCCCCGGAACAGCCGCUCUCCUGGAUGAAGUGAUCAGAUCCUUACCAUCCAUGCCAGGUCAUGCCCGGAACGGUCAAGCACUCCAAUUUCAUAUCACCACAGGUCCCGGUCAUCAUUUACCACCAGAUAUCCAAGCAAUGUUUGGCAUGCGACCUUCUCACUUCCCGAGACGAGGCGAUGCUGAGCCUGGAAGUGCUGCUUUCUUUACACCAACGUCGACGAUCGCUCGAUGGCUUGAGGAAUCGAAGAUUCUCUUUGGCACAUCCACUCUCGACGCUGCAGGAAUUCUUGCCAAUGCAAUCUUGUCACUGCUUGUUCCUCCCGCAAUCGAAGCCGAGAAGGCAGUCAAGGCUGCUGAAGCCGAGAGGGCUCGUAAGGCGGAAGAGGAAGCCAAGAAGCGGGCCGAGGAAGAGCGAAUUGCGAAGGAGGCAAAGGAGGCUGAGGAGAAGGCGGCUAGGGAGAAGAAGGAAGCCGAGGAGCGAGAAGCUGCAGAGAGAGCCGCCGCUGAGGCACUUGCCGCGCGCGGGCCAGAACCCGAUCAAGCAGAGACCGAAGCUGCCGAGCAGGCAGAGUCCACAACCGAAGCCAUGGAAGGUGUUGAGACAGAGGGCACUCCAGCUACAGGCGAACAAGCCGAAGAGACUCCUGCGGCUGACCGUCCCCGAAUCAUGACCAUGAUUCGUGGUAGUCCAUUCGAUAUUACUGAUCUUGGUAUUGACCCCGAUUUCCUCCAGGAGUUGCCCGAAGAAAUUCGAGAAGAAGUCAUCAUGUCUGCAGUUGCCGAGCGACGAUCUCAAGCCGCAGCAACUGGCGCACCACCGUCCGAGAUUGACCAAGAGUUCUUAGACGCUUUACCAGAUGACAUUCGAGAUGAGAUUAUCCAACAGGAGAGACAAGAACGACGUCGGCGCGAGCGUGAAGAGCGCAAUCGUCAAGCCAAUGCUGCAAACGGCGGCGCGGGUGCGGGAGACAUGGAUGCCGCUACCAUUUUGGCCACUUUGGCACCGGCUCUCCGAAAUCAGGUCCUCAUGGAACAAGACGAAGAGGUACUUGCGCUGCUUCCACAAGAACUCGCAGAACAGGCACGCGCUGCCAUGCGGGACCAUCCGGUGCACGGCAGAAUUCCAGGCGGCUUCGCUAGACGAGGACCUCCUCCCGGUACAGAUGGUGCCCGCGAAGUCAACACCACGAGACCUGCACGUCGUGCCAUCGUCCAGAUGCUUGAUAAGCCAGGUGUUGCGACUCUGUUGCGUCUAAUGUUCAUAUUCCAACAUGGUAGUCUUCGAAGCACGCUCAAUUCGGUGCUUCAAAACAUCUCCCUGAAUCGGCAUAAUCGAAACGAGGUGCUCAGUACCCUUCUUCACAUUCUGCAAGACGGCAGUGUCGACAUGUCGGCUGUUGAACGAAGCUUUGCUCACCUAUCUCUGAGAGCCAAGCAGCCAAAGGAUGCUCAACCGAAGACUCCACAGCCAUUGAAGAAGGCACUCACAGGUUUGGGCCCGUUGACACAAACAACUUUCGAGGCAUCACCUCUCAUGGUUGUCCAACAAUGUUUGACGGCCUUGGUUUACCUCAAUCAAGUCAAUCCUCAUAUCCCUGCAUUCUUCUUGACAGAACACGACAAUGUUGGAGGUCUGAAACGUAGUCUCAGCCGAAAGGGCAAGGGCAAGGAGAACAAGGCUUCGAAAUAUCCUCUCAAUUCGUUGUUGAGCCUGUUGGAUCGCGAACUCAUCAUGGACAGCUCUUCGGUCAUGGAAUCUCUUUCGACACUACUCAACAUGAUUACUUCUCCUCUUCAAGCUCUACAACGCAAGCAAAAAGAGGCGGAGGAAGUUAAGAAGAUUGAAGCCGCUCCGUCUGUCACUGAUACCGCAGCAUCUAUCGCAUCUCCCGAGACCGCCACGACGAACAAUGAGCAGUCUUCGGAGCCACAAACCGAGCCCGUUGUUUCUGACACCGUAGCAGUUGAUGCAACUCCAGCACAACCUGCAACAACCGAAGGUGAUGAGUCCUCAGCGGAUGCUCAAGUUGCGAAACCUGAACCCUCUAAGGAUUCAGAGAAGAAACAACGCCCAAUUACUCCUCCGGUCAUCCCCGAACACAACCUCAAGCUGGUGAUCAACAUCUUUGUGGCUCGUGAAUGUUCGUCAAAGACAUUCCGCGAGACCCUUUCCACGAUUAAGAACCUUUCAGCCAUCCCCGGCGCAAAGGCAGUGUUUGGUCGAGAACUCAUCACCAAGGCUCAAGGCUUGGGUGAGAUUAUCUUGGUUGAUCUUGAAGACCUUCUUCCCCAAAUCCAGAAGGCCACUACUGGUACUGAAAUACAAGGCGUUGCAUUGGCAAAAUUCUCGCCUGGUGGAUCUGAUCAGAACAAGCUUCUCCGUGUUCUCACCGCACUUGAUCAUCUUUUCGACCCCAAGCGUGAGAAGAAGGACAAGCCAACCGAGGCUGAGGUUGAAGGCGAGUCUUCGCAAUUGCUGGAGAAGCAAGAUCUAUUGUCUUCUCUUUACGAAAACCCUACCUUCGGCCGCAUGUGGGAGCGAUUGAGUGCUUGCCUCAGCGCCAUCAGGCAACGAGAACAUAUGCUGAACGUCGCUACCAUUCUUCUGCCUCUCAUUGAGGCUCUUAUGGUUGUCUGCAAGAACACUACUUUGAAGGAACCACCUCCUCUCGCCCGCUCCCAGAAAGAGUUGAUUUUGACAAGCCCGCCUCCCGAGUCACACAUGGAGAACUUGUUCUUUACCUUCACCGAGGAGCAUCGCAAGAUUCUCAACGACCUUGUUAGACAUACUCCCAAGCUCAUGUCUGGUACCUUCUCUCUUCUGGUCAAGAAUCCAAAGGUCCUCGAAUUCGACAAUAAGCGCAACUACUUCAGCCGAAGCCUCCACGCCAAGGCACCAAACAGCCGCCAAUCAUUCCCACCUCUUCAAUUGUCUGUUCGCCGUGACCAAGUCUUCCACGACUCCUUCAAGUCACUCUACUUCCAAACUGGCGAUCAGAUGAAGUAUGGCAAGCUGAGCAUCCGAUUCCAUGGUGAGGAGGGUGUCGAUGCAGGUGGUGUUACUCGCGAAUGGUUCCAGGUUCUUUCCAGACAGAUGUUCGAUCCGGGCUACGCUCUAUUCAUUCCCGUAUCCUCAGAUCGCACUACCUUCCACCCCAACCAAUUGAGUAGUAUCAACGAGGAGCAUCUGAUGUUCUUCAAGUUCAUUGGUCGGAUCAUUGGCAAGGCCCUCUACGAGGGCCGUGUCUUGGAUUGCCAUUUCAGUCGAGCCGUCUACAAGCGCAUCUUGGGCAAGGCUGUCUCUCUCAAGGAUAUGGAGUCUCUUGACCCGGAUUACUACAAGUCUCUUGGCUGGAUGCUGGAGAACGACAUUACUGAUAUCAUCACGGAGACAUUCUCGGUUGACAAUGACAAGUUUGGUGUGGUAGAAACUAUUGAUUUCAUUCCAAAUGGUCGCAACAUCGCCGUCACUGAAGAGAACAAGCAUGAGUACGUUCACUUGAUGGUUCAGUGGAAGCUCACUGGAUCGGUGAAGGAGCAGUUGGAUGAAUUUCUGAAGGGAUUCCAUGAUAUUAUUCCCGCCGAACUAGUCGCAAUCUUCAAUGAGCAAGAAUUGGAGUUGUUAAUCUCCGGUUUGCCUGAGAUUGAUGUGGACGACUGGAAGAGCAACGCUGAAUACCACAACUACUCUGCCUCAUCUCCACAAAUCCAAUGGUUCUGGCGAGCUGUCCGUUCAUACGACAAGGAAGAGCGUGCCAAGUUGCUGCAGUUCGUUACCGGAACUAGCAAGGUACCUCUCAACGGCUUCAAGGAACUCGAGGGCAUGAAUGGCUUCAGUCGGUUCAACAUCCAUCGUGAUUAUGGCAACAAGGAUAGACUUCCGAGCUCGCACACAUGCUUCAACCAGCUUGAUCUUCCCGAGUAUGAAAGCUACGAGGUCCUCCGCCAACAAGUCCUCACAGCCAUCACCGCCGGAAGCGAGUACUUCGGUUUCGCAUAA
Molecule: messenger RNA, 12441 nt
Organism: Hyaloscypha bicolor E
Lineage: Eukaryota; Fungi; Ascomycota; Leotiomycetes; Helotiales; Hyaloscyphaceae
Exons: 8
Coding region: 1-12441 (4146 amino acids)
Biological process (GO): positive regulation of protein catabolic process; proteasome-mediated ubiquitin-dependent protein catabolic process; protein polyubiquitination
Molecular function (GO): ubiquitin-protein transferase activity
Source: RefSeq, a predicted model, not a curated record